Messenger RNA from Lytechinus pictus (painted urchin), 5261 nucleotides. RefSeq names its product probable cardiolipin synthase (CMP-forming). Gene Ontology annotation, molecular function: cardiolipin synthase (CMP-forming) activity. Gene Ontology annotation, cellular component: mitochondrion; membrane. The record is from RefSeq and is a predicted model, not a curated record. The transcript has 7 exons. Gene Ontology annotation, biological process: cardiolipin biosynthetic process. NCBI's taxonomy places the organism in Eukaryota, Metazoa, Echinodermata, Echinoidea, Temnopleuroida, Toxopneustidae. Bases 350 to 1303 code for a protein of 317 amino acids.
AUAACGAACGAGGUUCUGUCUAUUCCAUCCAACAAUAACAUGGCAGCUUGCCCAUCCGUGCGAUAGAUCGUACCAUUCUUUCUUCAUGUAUUAAUUGUUUUUAAAACAGAUAAAAUCUUUAUUCGGGUUUUUAUUUACCUCCAAUAUUUGAAUUGAAAACAAAUCCUGAUUAGCGAGAAUAGGCUCUUUCUUAGGACAGCUGCAUGCUCUGUCUGGCUGGCUCUGCCGCAAGAGAGUGAGUGAGGCACGUGCCGCGGCCCACGGCAGACUUCGCCGCCCGGCUCCGGACCAUCCCGAUCGAUCUCCAGCCUUGGGUCCUGCUCAGCUCCGAUGGAAAUAGCAGAAGAUCAUGUCUUUCAUGAGACUACUGUCAUUUAAGCGAUUACCACUGCAGCGAGUCACUCCUUUGGUUGCAGUGACCGACUGGGAUCAACUUCAGAGACAAAGUUACCUUGUAUCAGCCAGACCAUGUCUUUGUUUCUUCUCAAACACAACUCAUCCUAGCAAUGAUAAGCCAAAGACAAAAUGUCGUAGGCAGCGAGAAGAAGCAUUUCAAGUGAAGCUUGGCUAUGCAUUACUCAAGCAGGGUGGAGUAAAUCUACUGCGACAGGCCAAGAAGAAGGGGGCCAAUGAUUUCGAAGAGACAAAGAAAAAAGUUCAAGAGCAGGUUGAAAAGAGCAAGAUUAAAGUAAAGGAAUUGAGAGAGAACAUUUUCACGAUCCCAAACUUGCUGACGACAAUGCGGCUAGCUCUGUCUCCGUACAUUGGUUACCUUGUGAUCAAUGAGCAGUAUUUACUCGGUUCUUCACUCUUUCUUCUCGCUGGGCUAUCUGAUCUGCUAGAUGGAUGGAUAGCAAGGAAUUUUGAAAAUCAGCAAUCCGUACUUGGUUCAAUAAUUGAUCCUCUGGCUGAUAAAUGUCUCAUCAGUAUUCUCACCGUCAGCUUGACCUACAGUGAGCUUAUUCCAUUACCCCUGACGGCUCUAAUUAUUCUGAGGGAUAUAGGUCUCAUGUCUGCUGCCUUCUACCUACGCUAUCAAUCCUUACCACCGCCAAUCACGUUAAGAAGAUACUUUGAUCUCACACAUGCCACUGUACAGAUGAAGCCUACAUUUAUAAGUAAGGUUAAUACUGCAGUCCAGUUAUCUCUUGUUGGAUUCACUCUUGUUGCCCCUGUCUUUGCCCUCACAGAUCAUCCAUUUCUUCAUGGUUUAUGGUAUGUGACGGCCUCUACUACAGUAUUAUCUGGUCUGAGUUAUUGCUUCUCUCGAGAUGUCUUCAAAUACUUAAACAGGAAUAGAUGAUGAACCCUGUGCAGUACCUUUGAGUACAUCCCCUGAAUAGGAUUGUGAGAGGUAGGUUUCUUCUGCAAGAAAUUGAUCCAUGUUGUGCCGCACUCAACCCAGGUUAGAUAAAGGGGUACCCGGCAGGAUUAAUUCCUUGAAUGCACCAAGCACUUUCAGCAGCUGGAGCUAAAGCCGGGGUAAUAUAUAGUAUGCUAUUGAAUAGGCAACUAGAUAAUCAGCGCCUCAUAAAUGCUAUAUAUUACUUUCAUUUCCUGUACAAAGCAGCAGAUGUAAUCGAGAAUCAAGAAGAAAUUAGACAACGGGUGCAUUAAGGGAGGACUUGCCUUGGAGCACUCUCUUACUUAAUUUUUGAGCAGUGUCACAUCAGUGUAAAGUAAUUCCUUCCCAUUCAUCUGUAUGGUAAGUUGAAAAGAUUUGAUCAGCUUAAUGUUAUUCAUGAGGGUAGCUUAGCAUCACCUGCUGAUAUUGUUUUAAAUAAAAUGAAGUAUACCAACAGAAGCAAUCCAAAAAGUCAUUUGGAAAAAAAAUGGAGGGAUAAAUGAACAGUAUUGGCCUUACAAUUAUCAUUGAUUCAACAUUGGAGCAGAGUCACAAAAAUGAAAUACUUUAACAGAAAUGGAUGGACAGUUGUGCACUGCAUCAUACAUUUUCAUACUGGGCCCUGUGACACAAAUGCUUGCGAUGGACAACAAAUGUGAAAGAACACUUCCGUGUGGUUCCUGGUCAGUGUUUGAACAAAAUGUAUAUGUAAUAUUGAUCUUGAAUUCUUGAUUGAACCUUUUUAUCAUGGAGCCCGAGAGUAGUACAUCUCUGUUUUGAAGAAAUCAUAUAGCAACAAAGGUGUUUGAAAAUACAGCAGCAAGUAGAUGAAAGUUUAAAUGAGUAUUUACCUUUCGGUACUUGGAACAGAAUCAAUAUUGGUCUAUCCGGUAUAUUACAAUGUAUGUCUGCAGAUAUGGUAUUCAUUCAAGAUUGAAAAGAUUUUUGUGUAUCAUGUGGACAAUGCCUAUUUAUAUACAAACAAAGUGGUAAAUGUCCUGCUUACAGCCAGUGAAAUAAAAAUGAUCAAAAUCAAAUAAAUAAAAUAACUGUAAAAAAGUCUUUGUUUACGGAUUUUUUUAUAUUUGAUUUUGAAUAUGUAUUCAUAUCAUUUUUUAUGUCUAUAUACCCUCAUCAUUCAGUUGGUUUAUUUCCUUUAUGCAAAAGACAUGCCAUCUUGUUUAUCUAGUUGCAAGUAACAUCCUGCAAAUAUAAAAAUUCUAUGUAUUUCUGUUUGCUUAACCCAUUUAUGAAGUUUGUUAAAUAUUAACAUUUCCGGCAGGAAUCUUGAAAGAAAUUAUUUCUUCAAUGUUAAUGAAAACUGCAGAUGGUUUCUAUCAUGGUAUGGUAUUCCAUUUAAAAAGGUUGUCCUUGGUGAGGUUUGGUUGAUGUUGAUAAUACUCAAACCUCAGUGCAAAUCAAUUUUAAUGAAAAUUGAUAUACAGUGAAGCAGUGUUUGAACAUUCAAGACCAAGCCAAUUUGAUAAAUUCAAAUGUUUUGUAUUAUUUCAUUAAGCAGCAUUAUAUAUUUCAAACUGUAUAACUUGAGUGUGCAAAAUGUGAGUGUUGAUCUGAUGUGAGAACCAUGUGUCACACUCACCUUGCUCAUUUCAUUUUAAUUCAUUCAAUUCAGCUAAAGUUAAAAGUUCUAGUAUUUUAAUUUGGACUACUGUGAGGACACAGUAUGAACACAUCAAAAUGAGAAGUUUCAUUUUGUGGAAGUUCAUGACCAUUUCAAUAACCAAUUUAUCACUGGACCAACUCAUGACAUAUUGCAAUAAGCCAGUUCGUAGUUCCUUUCUGCGCAUGAUCAAAAGAUUCUAUGCAUGAUCAGAGGAAGGUCAUUUGUACUGAAGUGACAUGGUGGUUUAAAAUCUAAUGAGAUAAGCACCAACUUUGAUGUCUUGAUUAUUCAUAUAUUCUUUUGAAUUGUGGUUUUCAUUUACAUCCAUGAAAAACAACAAUGCGUCCACGAACGACUGGUAUUUCACAGUUUGCCAAGUACAUUGUGCAACAUGCUAUGAUUUGCAUUCAAAGUAGGAAUGCAACAAAUACCUUCAUAAAGUGUUCAUUUGUGUGCUAUUUUAGUCACCUGGUCUAUUCAAUUUCUUCAUCCUGCUAUGUAAUGCAAGCUUACGUAAUAUCUUGCUUUGAAAUCUGCCUAUCAUAAUGAAAGAAAUGAAAGGUCAUUUGACCAUAAUUGUCCAGAAGUAACUACGAACUGGUCUAUUUUGUCCUACUACAUGAUAUCUCUAUCAGACAUCUGCUUUGGCAGUUGACGAAAUGACAUUGCCCUAAUUUCAUUAGCAGUGAGAGUGGUAUUGGGGUAUAUUGUUUACACCAUUUAGAUAUAUGUAAUGAAUUUAACUGUAACUUCAUUCACUUUUUUUUUCUCUUGGCACCCCAGGAUGCUUAGAAUAAAGCUGCACAAUUAAUAAAGGUGUACUCUGUCUUGGUAUUAACAUUAAAGGAGAAUGAAAUUCAACUCUAAUUAGUUGAACACUAGUUUAGCAAUAUCAGUAGUAGGUCUAUGUAUUUGUUUAUUUGGCUUCUGAUGGAAAAGACCAUUUCAUGAGUUAUUACUUGCAUAAGUUGACCUUUCAGAAGUCAAAUACACUCCCAAUGCGAAGAAAUGUUAAGACCUGUUUACCCAUUGUAAGUUCAAUUUCUCCUAAACCAAACAGAUUUCUGUGGUUAAAAAAGAUACAACUUAGGCAAAGUUACCUGAAUCUCAAGUCUGAGUUCAUGUAGACAGUCAAGUUUUGUUCAUUACUUCCCCCCAAAAGGGAAACUAUAUAAUUCUAUUAUGAGAUAUAUUUGAUAGCUUGCAUAUUAUUGUGACUUUUGAUAGUUUUAUCAUGGAGUCAUAACUCUUUGAAUUUUUUUAUUUUAUAGUUCAUUCAAAAGCUGAAAGCAUUUAUAAAGUGAACUUUAAUUGAGGAAAUGGAAAGAAAUAUAGAAUACACUGUACUAAAUGAUUGAAGUAUCAUUCUAACUAUUAUGUGUUCAUUUCUUUGUCAAUUAUGCCAAUUUUGUAAAUAUAUAUAUAUUUUUAUGAUGAUAAUGAAAUAAAAAAAUUAUCAAUAAAUGCCACAAACCGGUGUAUAAUGAAACAUACAAAUUAUUUCUGGUGUAAUGUGUUAGUGCAUGAUAUUAGCAUGAUAUGAUUUAUAAUGUAUUAUUUGGAAAGGGGUGAAAGGUGUGAUUGUUUCUUAGGAUAUUCAUCACAAAUGCAUGUAUAGUGAUACUUAAUACUAACUUAUAUGUCUUUUUGGGGGGCCUCCCCUUUUCUGCUUUAAUGACUCUUUUACUGCCAUUAUUCUUGCCCUUUAUCCUUUAAUAUAUGGGUUUUAAUGUCUCAUUAGCCUAAAGUAAGAAACAGUUGUUUUGUUUUCCUUGAUGUUUCUGUGUGCAUUGUAAAGAUGUGAAAUGGAAGUUUCUUAAAUAUUUUGGAGCAUGAGAUUACCCAUAUAUUUUUUUGUACAGUGGUUCAAAACAAUUAAUUGUGCUGUAUGUGCUUUCUACUGCUUGAUUUUUUUAAAGAGGACUGUUGUCUGAAAAAUGAGUAGAUAUGUUCAAAGUCAAUAUUUAAAGUUUGUUGCAAACAUGUAAUCAUAUAGACAAAAACAUUAUUAAUGAAGUAAUGUCUAAGUAUGUGUAAAACACUUAAUAUGGAGAGAAGUUUGUGGACAGAAUUGGCACCCUAUUAGUCACAAAAUAGCAAAUUAUCUGUAGCCUUUAUGGUUUUCAGAUUUUAAAAAUUGCAUUUCAAUAAUCUAUUCUGAUUGAUAAGACAAUGACAAAUGAUUGCCAAUAUUAAAGAUGAGUGGGUUCAGAAUCGGGAAAAACAAAGACAGUAAUUUUUGCCCCAAAAUACCAGAUAUGGUUAAUUUUUAGAAGUGAAUUGCAUUCCAUU